UGCGUCGGUAAAGAUGGCUGCGCGCAUGGUUAGCAGAAACCGAACGUAAGCUGCUGUGCAACAAGUUAAAUUGCCUGAUCACACGUUGAAAAUGGUUUUACGUGUGCUCUUACGAUAUCUCCUUCAUAAUGAGCAGCUCAUACAAAGGCUAGCAGAUUCGUACCCCUUCAGGCGUGCAGCACAGAUCACUGCUCACGUAAUGCUGCGUGGAAAAGCCCUCGGACAGGAAAGCCUUGAACUCAUGCCAACUUCUAACCUCCUGAGAACGCUGAUUGAAAGGAUUGGUCGAACAACCGAGAAGGCAAGGGAUAUGUCGACAGAUAAGGUGAAAAAGUUGGAGGAGGCCAUAAAAGAACUAAAGAAGAAACGAGGACUCUAGGAAAUAUGCGUAACGAAUGAUCGGUUUCGAAAUUUUGCACGUUAUUUUGUACAUAGUAGUCGAAGGUACUUUCUGAAAAUAAAGAAAAUACAUGCAUUG
Molecule: messenger RNA, 478 nt
Organism: Dermacentor andersoni
Lineage: Eukaryota; Metazoa; Arthropoda; Arachnida; Ixodida; Ixodidae
Product: protein NCBP2AS2 homolog
Source: RefSeq, a predicted model, not a curated record